Molecule: messenger RNA, 558 nt
Organism: Oldenlandia corymbosa var. corymbosa
Lineage: Eukaryota; Viridiplantae; Streptophyta; Magnoliopsida; Gentianales; Rubiaceae
Source: the annotation of a GenBank genome assembly
AUGGUGAACCCAGGCGAUAAUGGAUACUUGUGGCUUGGGAGUGGUGUUGGCUUACUAUUGACCGGGGAGGAGAAGGUGGCAAUGGUUGAUGGUGUUCUAUGUAGGAGUGGUGUGAGAUUUACUAUUGAAGAGGGAACGAAAAAUGGCAAGAGUAAGAAGACCAUCAAGAAGAGAGCAGUGAAUUCAUCUGAACCAGCCAAUGAAUCGGAGGCUAAAACUCCACAAGUUUCCACCAAUUCUCAACCUGCCACCAGCGCCACCAGUACUCCUCCUCCUCCUAAGCCCAAAAAGCCGGUGUAUUCGAUGAAAAAGGGUCAAAUUGUGAGGGUGGAUAAGGAGAAAUAUCUCAACAGUGUCAAUUAUUUAUCGGUUGGUCACCCACCGUUUUACAAAGGUUUGGAUUAUAUAUAUGAAGACAGAGGGGAGGUGCUGGACCUGCGGAUCUUUGAGACAGGAGAAUAUGCAUUAAUUGGAUGGGUAGGAAUUCCAACAGCACCAGCUUGGCUCCCGACAGACAUGCUUAUCAAGUCUGAUAAGUUAGACUAUGAAAGAAUAUGA